Molecule: messenger RNA, 7218 nt
Organism: Anopheles merus
Lineage: Eukaryota; Metazoa; Arthropoda; Insecta; Diptera; Culicidae
Gene: dcma
Exons: 6
Coding region: 1457-2179 (240 amino acids)
Biological process (GO): G protein-coupled receptor signaling pathway
Cellular component (GO): neuron projection
Source: RefSeq, a predicted model, not a curated record
CGGUACGUUAGUUCGAUACGACUGCUUCGAUGAUGAAGAGACUCUCACGUACAAGUGAUUGGGGUGCUUCUCGUUGGACAGUUCAGUGCGCGCACUUUUGGCAUUAACACACAAACAAAAAAAAUCUUCUAGAAGGAAAAGUACAGUGAAGAAAGAGGUACCUCUAAACAAACAAUAGUGAACUGUGUGUUAAAAAAUAAGGAUAAAAACACGGCAUUAGUGCAUCGACUGUGCAAUGUAGAUGAUUGAUCGAAUGAGCGCACAAACGGUGGAUAACAUACAGUUUCUAGCAUCCUUUUUUUUGGUUCAUCUUCCCCCUGCGAUGUCUUGAUUUCGAUGUAACACGUGGUGAAGGGAAAGGUUUAGCGCAAACGGUCCCAUAGCUGCAUCGUGAUUGAUCGUGUGUCGGACAGUUUAAGCAUCGAAUGAUUCAUGGUUCUAGCUUGGUUAGUGUGGGGUAAAAAAAUAACAAGUAGAAAACGAGUUUAAGUUUUGUGAAAAUUCAUCCCGUGCUGAUUGGAUCACGAAUGUUUUUUGACAAUAUUGAUACUUCAAUUUUUUUCAAAUGACAAAAACUGAGUAACUUCAAACACGAGAUAGUUUCAAAAAUUGUGUAUCAGAAUGCGAGUAAAUCAAACAUCAGCGUAAUCUUAUAAAGUCAAUUCACUUCCAAUACAACACACGUGUAGCAGUGCGAACGAUCGUCCUGCAGGGUAGCCAGCGUGGCCACCCCGCCAUGCUGCUUGAAGCAACGUCACUCACCUUUCCAUGGUCAAUCUUUUAAAGAGCAGCAGCCAAUUAGUUGCAGGCAAUAGCAAUAGCAUCCUCUACAUUCCAGUGCCACCAAACGCAGUCGUUCACUCGUCCCCUGACCCAGUGCUCCACUCGACGGUUGGCAGUAAUUAAGAGGCGGUGUCAAUUAAUCAAACUGACGGUUCCGUUUGUGCCGGGGCCGGAGCGGGCGGGCCCGCUCGUGUGUACCGCGUGUGUGUUGUACCCACCCAAGCUUAUCCGUUGAUCGAGUAUCGAAGUGGUAAAUCAUUAGAUCCGAGUGCUCUUUUUAGUGACUGGCUGAGCAGGGCGAAGACAAAGAGAGGGAGAGAUAGAGCGCAAGUGGAAGGAAACGCUCCGUCAGAUCACAAACGUGACUCAAGGCGAAAUGUCAGCAGCAACAUAACGGUUCGAUGGAACCGGUAGGAAAACAAAGCAUCGUGUGAGCUUAGCGUUGGAUUACCUGGUGUCAAGGGAGUGUUUCAAAUAUGCUGUUUUUUACGGUUUGUGAAUAAAUUGAAUGCAAGUGAAUGUUGAUACCGUAAAGUGAGGAAUCAGUGUGAGGAAGAAGUAGUAAUUAAAAAAAUAUUAAUAUUUUAAUUUUUGUUUUGUGGUGAAAAGAGUAUAACAGUGCAGUGUUCCUUGUGCAACAUCAAUACAUCAAAGGUUCAAUAAAGCUUCCAAAAUGCUGCAAGUAACGGCGGAUCGGUUUGGACGCCGAAGCAGCUCCAUCGGCUGUCGGUCAAUAGUCGGCCGGCGGACUUCCAUGUACAUCAACCAAACGCAGCACGACCGUGAUCCGUUCAAGCUUAUCCUGGAAAUCAACAGUGAGGUGGCACUAUUUCGCGACCUGCUCAUACACGUCGGCCAAUCGAGGGACUGUCCGGAGCUGCGGGAGAAGAUCCGAAAACUUCGCCGAUCCUGCGUCGAGGCCUGCAAGCAUACCGCCGCCCUGAUACUGCCCCAAAUACGAACCGCCAUCGCCGAGGGCAUCCUGACCGAUAACCCGCACCUGGUGCUGCUGUUCUACCUUGCUCAACUAUUUCUAAGAGAAUUAAUCAAAAGCCACCGACUGGUGCAGGUAAUACCGAUGGACAUGUCCGGCUAUUACGAGAACCGGGCCGGCCCGUCCAAUCUGGGCAAUGUGAUAAGCCAGAUACUGCUCUGCAAGCAAAUUACGCCCGACUUCAACCAGGAGGAGCUGUGCAGCAUUACGAAGGACUCGCAGGAGAUCGCCCGAAUACUGCAGGAGCUGCAGGAGUUUAUGCCGCAGCAGGAAAACUACCUGGAGCGAACCAUUGCCCUGACGACCGAAAUCAACGGACCCUGGCCGGCGAAACGACGGCGUGGAUCAUUAUACAAAAACAUGGGCCUGCUGUGCUGCGUCUCUCGGCCCAACUACCUAUGAAUGCGGACGUCACUGCGGCCGAGUGUGUCGUGGACUGAUCCGUUCGAUCAGCCAGCCGCACAAUGCAUCAUCGCCCUCCCGGGAGCGUAACCGCAACCGCGUAACUCCCCCUCGCCUCCGGCAGUGCACAACAAUAAAAAGGGCCGUUUCUCUCUCCUCCUGAAUCGAAAACCCACCGACCCUGAACCAGGCAGAAAUGGCAGGAAAUGUACCCGUGGCGUGGAUUUCACAUCAACGGAAUGGAUCACUCCGCAUCACAGUGUCAUCGAUGGAUCGAGCGCGCGUUGAACAGCGUUGCCCGGACGUGGCUGGGUUCGUGCAAAACUUGAAAUUUCGUAUUGGUACGGCCCCGCAGCAUGGCCGGGGAAAGUAGAGCAUCGUUGCUCACUCGCAAGCGUUUCGUCAGUAAGCUUGCCUGAGAAGGAAGCUGGAUGGAUAACGGCCGCCCGCGGUAGGAUAUCGCUUCCGGGCUCCGUUUUUCGGUUAACGAUAACCACAGCCAGUGUGUGGGUGUGUGUAUGUUAGUAUGUGAGAAAGAAAUAGAACGAAUGUGUGAGAGAAUGAUGAUGUGAAAGGCUGCACAAAAAACGCUGCAGCCUAGAGAAGCCAGCGAGACUAAAAUAGAUGCGAUGGACAGCGAUGGCGAAGUGCAGAUGCAUCCUGCACUGCUCGAUACAUUGCAUGGCAAUAAAAAAAAGGGUGCAUCGGACUGUAACGGAAGCGCAACUGGGGGCACCAAAGCACCAAUGGAGCGAACAUACACACAAACAGACACUUUUUCACUGCGAAGGAAACUUUACCGUAGUCAGCAGGCAGCGAGCGAGCAAUGCGCGAAAUAAUGCCAUGUGAGACUAACGUGCUGAAAGGGAACUUUAUUUUUGGCUUCAUUUUUUGUAAGUUGCCCGAUAAUGCCAUUUUUUUUUUUUGUUUCUCAACUCUUUUUUUGUUUCAACUCUAUGUGUGUGUGUGUGUUUUUUUUUUAGGUUUGUAUAGAUUUUUCUCUUGCUCAGACGGGCGAUUGAUGAUAGUGAUGAUGGAAUGCUCGUUGGAGCAGUUUUGGAUCUUGUUAAAUAAAUUUUUUUAAUAUUAUUUGCAUAUUUGACCUCGCUUUGACCUCUGAGCGCAAACAAAAUUAACGUUAUUUUAUAAUUAGUUCAAUGCUUUUAUUAAAUUAAAUUAAAAAAACAGGGUUCCUUGCAUCAAUUUUGCGAAGUGAGCUGCCUAAAUUGUCGUUUAAGAUUUUUGUAUUGCUCAAAACUAUUUCAUUUCAUUUUUAUAUUGCUCAAAACUAUUGCUUCAUCUGUGCAAUAUGAAUAAAAAGCCUCAGUUUUAUUACCGAUAAGAUUAAGAUCUUCUGCAUCUUAUUUAUUAUCAUUACAUUUUUUUCAAGUCAUUUGUAGGUAACAAUUAUGCACCAUUAGUCAUGAUUGUUUUAGCCAUAAACUGCUUUAGUUGAUGAAUCAUGAGUAGCCGAAUGUUUACUCACAAAUUGUUUGUUUGUAUUUCAUUCCGUCUCCGUUUUCGUCCCAACUGAAUUCGUCCGGAGAGGAAUAUUUCCGUACAGUGCGCAGCAUAACUAUACAAUCAAUAUGUUUUAGGUGGCUGGGAAAUUGAAAAAUUGGUAACGACUGGUAACAAAUUUGAGUAGCUUUAUCUAGACUUUUCUACAACUGUCGUUUGCGUUCAUACAUAAUCGGACAUCAGUUUAAAAAUUCAUCUGUUCUUUUUCACUAUACUUAAGCUACUGCCCGCCUUCGAUAGCGCCUAUUCUUCAUCAGCUAAUCAGACCUUGCCUGACCCCGCUUAGUAAAUUUAGAAGAUCUUUUACUCUUAUUGGUUCUAUUUAUGAUCAGCUAAUAAGAGGUUGUCUCUCUUUGUCUUAUCUCUUUUCGUCCUUAUCGCUCUCGACAGCGCCAUCUGGAGCUACAUUUGAACAUUAUUCGAGCUUCCAGCUUGACAGCUCAUUGUUUUGAAGCACAUUCGUUUGGCUAAUCUACUCGAGAUUGAUAUCGUGCCAACAAUCUUUUAAAUCCACAAACUCAUAUUCAAUUAUUUUUGUAUUUUUUUUACUACUUCAUUGCAUUGUUUUUGAUACCAAAAAAUGAUGGUUUGGAUUUAAUGCAUAGCCAAACUGGUAGCCUAUAUUUUUACGUUCUGCUCUGUAGAAAGCUUGCCGAUGAAGAUUAAAUUGAAAAUAAAAUUAAAUGGUAAUGCUUUGGGAUAGUAUAAAUGUGGAAAAUUUGUCAAAAUGCUUUUCAAAAUGAACGACAAAUAGUGUAGCUAACAUCGCAAAAAGGACGGGUAAACCCUGCACAACGAAACAUGCAAUUCCUGACGAUACUGACAGCCUUCUGCUUCUUCUUCUCCUCUUCACACUAAACCAAUUUUAUCGUCCACUCAUUUAUGGUGAAGUUCGCUCUCCUAAAUAGAGAACAGUUUUCCACGAACCAGAUUACAUGGGAUGGACAUUGUACCAGCACAUCAGCAAAAAAAAACAUCCCCCAUGAGAUUUAUUGGAUGCUGUAAACUUUUAGCACAACAUUUACAUCCCCACUGAACGGUGUGUAAAAAUUAUGAACAUGAUGAAAAUUGUUUCAUACCCUUUUUUGUACCAUCAAAACUAAAACUUUUCCUAUGACAGUUCGCUGAAUAGUUUGCAACUCCUCAUCUCACCCUUCUGCACAGUUUGUGGCAGUAAUGUAUGAGCAUUGUGUGCUUGAGCAUGCAUAUUAUUUGCAUAAUUAAAUGAUGCUUUAUUAUUCAACAUCGCGCUACAAUAAAACUGAGCCGAUAAUCUACAACAAUCACACUACGAGCACUUCCAUCUAUUGCCGUAAUUAUGCCAAUCUAGCGGGUUGUCCACAUGCCCUGAGUUUUUGGUACCCCACGCCUAUUUUUCCCACACCGUUCUCGCAUGUGGAGGCAGAAUUAAGGCAGUAAUAAUUACUGCACGGGGAAAAACCGCACCGAUAAUCGAUUCCGAUCGAAGGCAAGCGAGAAACUGUGUGUGUGUGUGUGUGUGUGUGUGUGUGUGUGUGUGGGUUCCGAGAAUGAGAACAAAAUCCCCUUUUAUUCAUCGCUAAUUAUGUGAGCGCUUACCCAUUUACCACCGAACGCGCGCGCCGUGUAUCAAAUUGAUUGAAGCGAUAGGUUUUUUAGGCUAGCCCCAGAACGGUACGCCGAUCGUAGAAGAACGCGCGUAAAUACAUUAUGUUUAGCUUUCAAAGCCUCUGCCCAAAACACCGUUGAAUCAUAAUCAUUAAUCAAACGGUUCAUAGAAAUGGUUGUUUUUCUCUUUAUUUUUCUUUCCCAUCGGGCUUCGGAAAAUGUUGAAUUGUAUGGGUCGAAUAUUUGUUUAGUCCGCAACGAAAAAGCGCGGCUCUGGCCUGUCCCCUUUUUUGCACCGCCCCAAAAGCACACUGUUGAACCGGACCCGGCGCGCCCGAACGUUCAUUUGUUGCUCGUUUGCUUACGCUUGUGCAGCUUUUAAUGGAAGUUUAAUCAAGCGGAAAAAUAUUACCCCUAGUACUACCUGACUGACCCACCAUUCGGCGGCCAUGUGGCUCGGGGACCCGACCACAACCGGAAUGAUUUCAUUAGGAGAUUUCCGUCUCCCGACGUUUCCGGCUGCCGGCGGGAGCAACAAUCAUUUCAAUAACCAUAACCUCCUAAUGACCGGCGUAAAUAUUGGAUUAGAUUAGAAUUAGCGCAGAGAGCGUGCACGAUCCCUGGCCUGGUUCCCUGCGCUGGUGGUUGGAUUUGUGCUUUCGAACAACAAUUGGAGUUUAGGGAUUAAAUGGAUGAGUUUGGGGCUUAAUGUGCACACAGUGCGUUCAUGGUUGGUGCCAACAGGGUAGAGGCUUCUAAUUGUUUCCCGCUGUUGGUGUAGGCUGGAGCAAUGUCACGAAUUAAACCUACGGCUGAGAAGAUUAAAAUGGUCAUUUAGUUGCAGCUGACAUUCGUACAUUUGUUUCAUUGCAUGUGCUUGUUUUGACUGUAUUUUUGUGUACAUUUUGUUUAUGUUUAUUCCAUCCCUUUCACGUCGAGCGAUGCGUAAUUAUAGGCAUAUAUUUACGAUCAUAAUGGCACAAUAAAUUGUGCAACGGCUGCGAUGGAAGCAAACCAAACUUCGAAAAACAAAACACACCCAAAUGAACUUACAAUUAAGUGCUAAACAAUGUAUAAAAAAUCGAUUGGCAUUGAUAUGUUACAACACACCACAUGAUACUAAUCUUCUAGAGUUAAGUAGAUUGCGAGAUUAAACAACAAACACGACAAGAAAAAUGGUACAGAAUACAUGUACAAAAGCAAUAAAUUUCGUAUAUUUUUUAUCGGUUUUAUAUUCCUCAAACAUCUGGAGAAUGCGCACGAGAGAGAGUAAGAGAGAGAGAGAGAGAGAGAGAGAGAGAGAGAGAGAGAGAAUAAAAAAAGCACACCAUACAAAUGCGUAGCAUUGGGAAAGCAUUUAAAUAUUAACUGUGUAAGAUAUCGUCGAAAGGAGCCAGGCGUAGAUGGCAAGCAAGCAAGGCACCUCCCAUGAUAAGAAACUUAGUAAUGUUACAUACUCUUUGAUCGAAUUCAAUCGAUUAAAGGUCAAUGGAGUAGUGAUCCAGAUCCACUUAACAGGCGAUCAACUUCAAAACACAAUUUUUAAACGCACCGGUACACCUGUAGAAUGAAUUCGAAUUUUAAUUCACCAUAUAUUCACAGUCACAGAACAAAUACGCAUAUGCUCUAGCGAUACAGAGAACUAGUAGAAACAUGUUUGGGAGGUGUUUUUAUUUUUAUUUGCAAACAUAUAACAUUAUUCACAAUUAGCAUAUUCCCAUCGGUAGACAAAACGAAAUCAAACGUGUUUGUAGAAACCUAAAUUAUAGCAAACAUAAAGCGAUCUGCAUUGCAGUAGUUGUAGGAAAAUGCAUUUUAUUACAAAAAAAUCUCCAUUGUUCCAACCUACCCCUGAUUAAAACGCUGAGCGCAGUAAUAAGAGCAAAAGGGGAAUGCUGGCGGGCGUGAUGCGAUUUCGUUUACUACGUUUA